UUUCUCGGGAGGGAAAUGGGCAAAGUAGUGAUUCCAUGGCUGAUGGUGGCGAUAGUGCCCAUGAUCGCUGCAACCAUCGAGCAGCGUGCUCUCAGCAAGAGGAACGCCCCGGCCAAUCUCGAUUAUCCCGACUAUUCGACCAAGUACGACGAAUAUCCGGUGGUGGUGCCAAAGAGGGCAGCCCUUUUGUUCGAUCGAUUAAUGGUCGCGUUGCAAAAAGUUGUGGACAAUCAGAACAAAGGAGAGCUGGAUGGCAGUAGACCGUUCGCAAGAUCGCCCCAUCUAUCGAUUGAGAAUUCGCAAAUUAUUCCUUCUACGGACGAGCAAACGAUGAAGAUGGAUCUUCAGCGACGAGGUCAAGCGAAAGGGCGUGUUUAUUGGCGUUGUUAUUUCAAUGCUGUGACGUGCUUCAAGAGAAAGUGAUAAUAAGCCAACGUAACCAGCCUUCGAAACCCGACUAUUCGCAUGCUUUCCCCGGUUGAAAGAGAAACAAAUAAAUCACAAAUUCAGAACAAAACUAGAUCUUAAAUCCAACGAUGAAUCUAUCAUUUAUUUUGAAUCGAAUUAUUUUCUCGCUUUCGAAUCACUUCUCAUCUAUCUUCUUGAUGACUAUUUAAGUUCUUGCGUAUCACUAUUAAUAUGGUGCGGUUGUAUUAAACAGUGUUAACUAAUAUAUCUGUCUGGUUUAUAAAA
This is a messenger RNA of Apis laboriosa (Himalayan honeybee), 693 nucleotides long. RefSeq lists its product as uncharacterized. The record is from RefSeq and is a predicted model, not a curated record. NCBI's taxonomy places the organism in Eukaryota, Metazoa, Arthropoda, Insecta, Hymenoptera, Apidae. Bases 16 to 423 code for a protein of 135 amino acids. The transcript has 3 exons.